AGGGAAAAAAGGCAUCGUAUCAAACCAAUAACAACUACGCACUGCACACGACUUCCCCCAUCUCUCUCUCAUGGCGACGGCGGCGGUUGCCGACUCCAGGAAGCUCCCACGGCCAGGGCGAGGCGGCGUAAUCUCCCACAACCUCACCGAAGAAGAAGCCCGAGUCCGAGCCAUAGCAGAGAUCGUCAACAACAUGGUCGACCUCUCUCGCCCCGGCGACACCGUCGAUCUCAACGCCCUCAAGUCCGCCGCUUGCCGUAAGUACGGCCUCUCACGCGCCCCCAAACUGGUGGAGAUGAUCGCCGCGCUUCCCGAGUCAGACCGCGACUCUCUCCUCCCCAAACUCAAGGCCAAGCCGGUUCGAACCGCCUCCGGAAUCGCCGUCGUGGCUGUGAUGUCGAAGCCUCACCGCUGUCCUCACAUCGCCACCACUGGGAAUAUAUGUGUGUACUGUCCUGGAGGACCUGAUUCGGAUUUUGAGUAUAGUACUCAGUCGUAUACUGGAUAUGAGCCCACUAGUAUGCGCGCAAUUCGUGCCAGAUAUAACCCGUUUGUUCAAGCUAGAAGCAGGAUAGAUCAACUCAAAAGGUUGGGCCACAGUGUCGAUAAGGUUGAAUUCAUCUUGAUGGGAGGUACUUUCAUGUCAUUACCAUCAGAUUACCGUGAUUACUUUAUAAGGAAUCUUCAUGAUGCUUUAUCGGGACACACUUCUGUUAAUGUUGAGGAGGCUGUUUCCUACUCUGAGCACAGUGCUGUAAAGUGUAUUGGGAUGACUAUAGAAACGAGGCCCGAUUAUUGCCUUGGACCUCAUUUGAGGCAGAUGCUUUCUUAUGGUUGUACACGACUGGAGAUUGGAGUUCAAAGCACAUAUGAGGAUGUGGCUCGUGACACCAAUAGAGGCCACACAGUAGCAGCCGUGGCUGAUUGCUUUUGCUUGGCAAAGGAUGCUGGUUUCAAGGUUGUUGCUCAUAUGAUGCCUGAUCUUCCAAACGUUGGAGUUGAUAGGGACAUGGAAAGUUUUAAAGAAUUCUUUGAAAGCCCUUCAUUCAGAGCUGAUGGGCUUAAAAUCUAUCCUACGCUUGUUAUUCGUGGAACUGGGCUUUACGAGCUUUGGAAAACUGGCAGGUAUAGAAACUACCCACCUGAGCAGCUUGUGGACAUUGUAGCUAGGAUCCUAGCCAUGGUACCCCCUUGGACACGUGUUUAUAGAGUUCAGCGGGAUAUUCCUAUGCCUCUAGUUACUUCUGGGGUUGAGAAAGGAAAUCUUCGGGAGCUAGCCUUAGCUCGGAUGGAUGACUUGGGCUUGAAAUGUCGAGAUGUUCGAACACGUGAAGCUGGAAUCCAGGACAUUCACCACAAAAUAAAACCAGAAGAAGUUGAUCUUGUCCGCCGUGAUUAUACUGCAAAUGAGGGCUGGGAAACGUUUCUGUCAUAUGAAGAUACACGCCAGGACAUUCUUGUUGGGUUACUGCGCUUAAGAAAAUGUGGCCGGAAUGUAACUUGCCCAGAACUCGUUGGGAAGUGCUCAAUUGUUCGUGAACUCCAUGUCUACGGGACUGCAGUUCCAGUUCAUGGCCGGGAUGCUGAUAAGCUGCAACACCAGGGUUAUGGCACACUGCUAAUGGAGGAGGCUGAGCGGAUUGCUCUUAGGGAGCAUAGGUCAACAAAGAUGGCCGUUAUUUCAGGUGUAGGAACCCGCCAUUACUAUAGGAAAUUGGGCUAUGAACUUGAAGGUCCUUACAUGGUAAAAUGCCUAGUGUAAGAAGACUGAUAUGCUUGAUGCAACACCAAUUUUGUAAAAUCCAUGUUAUAUGUAGUUUGGGUUAGUUUGACAUGUUUUUAUAUAUUUGUUUAUGCUCUUUGUCCUUUCCCUGAGCUUUUUGAGUUUGUUUCGGGGGUUUAGGUUAUAUUUGGAUAUUGAAUGUGUUCAUUGAGUGAUCAAAUCAUGUAAUGUUUUUACACGUUAUCAAAAUCCAAUCCAAUGACUAGUUUAAAAUUAAAGUAAAA
Messenger RNA from Camellia sinensis, 2007 nucleotides. It is a transcript of the gene ELO3, whose product is annotated as radical SAM domain-containing protein / GCN5-related N-acetyltransferase (GNAT) family protein. Gene Ontology annotation, molecular function: iron-sulfur cluster binding; acyltransferase activity, transferring groups other than amino-acyl groups. Gene Ontology annotation, cellular component: cytoplasm; nucleus; elongator holoenzyme complex. The record is from RefSeq and is a predicted model, not a curated record. NCBI's taxonomy places the organism in Eukaryota, Viridiplantae, Streptophyta, Magnoliopsida, Ericales, Theaceae. Gene Ontology annotation, biological process: tRNA wobble base 5-methoxycarbonylmethyl-2-thiouridinylation.